Messenger RNA from Suillus subalutaceus, 3396 nucleotides. RefSeq lists its product as uncharacterized. The transcript is spliced from 4 exons. The record is from RefSeq and is a predicted model, not a curated record. NCBI's taxonomy places the organism in Eukaryota, Fungi, Basidiomycota, Agaricomycetes, Boletales, Suillaceae. Bases 83 to 3304 code for a protein of 1073 amino acids.
AUGGUCCGCUCCUCAGCAGCCUCCAAGACCUCCCCCUGAACAAAGUGCUUUGUAUGCAAAUUACGGUUAUGGUGGUCAAGGCAUGCAUUGGCAGCAGAGACAUCAUCCUCAACAACAGUAUCAACCGCCGCCGCCUGUGAUCCAACCGCCGCCACCUCCACCUCAACAGCAGUACAAUCCGUAUCAACCCUCCGUUGGCUAUCAGCAACCGUAUGUUCCUCAGCCCCAACAGUCAAUCGUAGCCCAGCCGCAGCCAGCGUAUCCGCAUGUGACACAAACGAUGGCACCUCCGCAACCGUAUUUUCCUCAACAGCAGCCCCAACCCCAACAGCAGCCCCGACAUAACCAUGGUCUUCAUCACACCCCACCUCAACAUCUUCCCCCUGCCAAACGCCAACGGUUUGAUGGCCCGAAUCAACAUCACGGUCAGAACCGACAACUUGGACCGCCCCCUCCUCAACCUCAGUUUCAACCCCCUCCUGCACCGCCGGGGAGUGUCGGAAUCUAUCCCCAAAACCAAGGUCAGGGUCAAGGGCAACCUGGCGCCAAUCAGAUGCCCCUAGGUGGAAACAGAGGUGGAAUGGGCGGAAGAGGAGGCAAUAUGAACUCUGGCAGAGGCAGAGGUGCAGUCAUGGGUGGAAACCGGGGAGGAUUGACCGGACAACGUGGCGGCAGAGGCGGCAGCAUAUUCGUGAACAAUGGCAGCGGACGAGGUGGCGCCGCUGCUCAACAAAAUCCUCUGCGUGGACACGGAUCGAGAGGAGGCUUUAACAAGGACUUUCACAAUCGCAGAGGUGGGUCGUUCAACGCCGGACAUCAGCAUCACCAAAACAAUGCUGCGUUCCGUGGACGAGGUCAAGGACAUACUUCAGGUCGUGCAGGCCGCCAGGAUGGCAGUACAAAUUUUGGAAACCGUGAUGCAUCGCAAUUUGCAAGCAGCGGUAAGAAGGACGAAAAUCGGCGCACGCUCACUGACUUUAAAAUUGUGGGCCUCGAGAUGCCUGAACUUGGAUGGACGUGGGGAGUGCUACCAUCUCCUAUCAAAGCUGAAGAAAAAGAGGUUGCUGCUUCUCUUUUGGAAUCCUCACAAGAGCAAGUUAAGGAUGAAGACAUGCAUACUGGUGCCCCAAAAUCAGAACCCGCACCAACAGCAGACGUGGCAGAUACGAAGCCGGAUGCUUCUUACCAGGAGCAGUCGUCCUCGUUGACGUCGCCUCCACCCUCUCGCAUCCGCAUUUAUUUUCACACUCCUGUUUCUCCCGAUGACUCGCAUCCCAUUCCGCAUAAUGCUUCGUAUACUGCACCUCCAGACACGCGCAAAGGCAAGCGCAAGAAGCUUGAGGAUGAUGAUGGCGAUGCAGAGGAAGGUCGAGAAAGACCGCCGCCUCCUCGCAGCAGCCAGAUGGACGAUAAUAUCAGUGUUGACUUGGAUGGGGUGGGUCGUGGAAGCGCAGCGCCCAGCGUGGCAGAAACUGCUAGUGAAGGUGAUUGGCUCAUGGCCGCUAUCGCUGAGGAUGAAGGCGACGUAGGCGCCGAUGUCGAUGUCGAUGUCGAUGUCGAUGCGGCUACUACUGUUGAUGAUAUGGAUGAAGAGGAGAGCCAUGCUGCAAGUGUUCCCCAUUUCGUUCCUGCUACGAAUACUUUCAUCAAUGGGAAUGGCUCCCAUAGUACUGACAUGGACGGAAUUGCCUCUUCAGGAGGUGUUCAUGAGCAGCCUGAUGGCUCACAUGCUGGGGACAAUCAUGAUGCUGUCCCGAAUGCUGAAGGAAUCAAGCCGUCAGCGUCCUCAGAUGUCGCUGCUGUUGACCUUGGUGUAAACCAUGGUAGUGCUGUCGCUACACAGCCGAACGUGGACAUUUUGGUUUCUGCACCUGAAGAGGGUGGUGAUGGUUCGCCAGCCACCCAGCCUGUUGAUGAUGAAAAUGUUGAUAAGCUCUUUGAUGCAUCAGCUGCUCUAGCUGAUUCUUCUCAUGCUAUUUAUUUGAGCUCUUCCUUUGACACAAGUUCUUCUACUGGUCAUGGCUCUCCUCCUGUUGUUCAGUCUGAUAUGCCUCAUAGCGAGAAACAGUCUGCUGAUCAUGCUGGGUACCUUGAUACGCAGGUAUCCGACACUCAGGCUUCCGGCGCGAAGCCCCUUCAAACAGAGGCGUCACUCGCGUCAACAAUUCUCGACGAGGAUGUGGGUGCAGAAGAGCUAGUUGUCUUGGAGCUUACCGGCGAAAUUCCGGUCGAGCACGAAGAAGUUACUAUGCAUGCCAAAGGUGCCAACGAAUCUGCGGAUCAAGAGCACCUUCCUGAGCCCCCUGCCUCUCCUACUUCGAAUACAUUGUUGUCCACCUCUUCCGGUUCAACAUAUGGCGAGCCAUCGCACCCUCCAGCGAGUACGGCAGUCUCGAAAGGUGGCCCAGUGCCAUCUGCAAACCGCUUGUCAAUAUCGUAUGCUGCCGGCAGUAGGCGUUUGGUCGUGGACGCAGAAGUGGUCGAACACUUGAAGGUUUACCGAUCUGAGGGUCGAAUCGAAGUCCACAUAUCCCUCGAUAAAGGUAGCGACGAUGGCCUCAAGGGCGUUUUGAUCGAGGGACUUUCUGAUGCGACAAAAUCAUAUUCUCCUUUACCAACGCUAUCUGAAGCGUCCAGCACUGAUGAGACUCUACCCUCCUUCUCAAAGACUACACUACCUUCAAAGAUCACUUUAAUGGUCCAUCUUGAUACUGAGCGUCCAUUGUCGGAACCUAAGUGGGUUAAGUCGGGCGAUGUCCAGGAGUGGCUGAAGAGCAUGUUUGGAAGAAUGUUCUGGGUAGCAGGGGAUGCUGCUGAUGGGUGGGAAAAAAAAAUCGCAGUUGUAGAUCCUGACCCAGCUCCGACGAUCUGGACAGUGCUGGAUGGGUGGGCAGCCAACUCCCCUGUCGGUGUUCCCACAGAACGACAGCGCUUCGUGAAGACGCAUUUAACUGAGGUAGAUAACAUGAUGGAGAUUCUUCUCAGACUGGUCAGAGGCGAGCGAGCCACCCCCUUUUCCCAAUCUACGCCUGCGAUAUCAGCCCCGAGCGUGUCGGGGCCACUUUUGGCCGCUCUCUCACAGUCCUCGUCGCACGGUGCCCAGCAGACGCACGUAUCGUUAGCGGUACUAGCGUUAUUCCACUUGUCAGUGGACUUUGCGCGGAAGGCUUCUGGUGAUAAGGGAAAGGCAGAAGCAGAGGAGAAGAUGAGUGAGAUAAUUCGAUGUCUGCCGUCCCACCUAUUAUACAAGAGUCUUGACGGAAUGUUCAAGGAAUGGAGAGCGGACAAGAAGGGAAGUCGUUGAUAGUGAAUAGAUAUAACCCUUUGCGCUUUCUUCAUUUUGUUACUUACAUAGGUCUAGGUACAUUUAUAUUUUGUCACGACUCAGCCGUGUGA